This is a messenger RNA of Nannospalax galili (Upper Galilee mountains blind mole rat), 5774 nucleotides long. RefSeq names its product leucine rich repeat, Ig-like and transmembrane domains 3 (gene Lrit3). Gene Ontology annotation, molecular function: protein binding. The record is from RefSeq and is a predicted model, not a curated record. The transcript is spliced from 4 exons. Lineage: Eukaryota; Metazoa; Chordata; Mammalia; Rodentia; Spalacidae. The coding region runs from base 163 to 2214 and encodes 683 amino acids.
CUGAUCCCCUGCAAGACACAUUUGAAGGUUAAGUAACUAGAGUCUCGGCUAAUCCCGUGUAAGCUGCUGUCGCUACUUGGCAGCUUACAUUUCUGACACACCAGUUUCUACAAGCUUAGAUUUGUUCUUCACCUUCUGUUCAAAUAACCUCCGAGAGGAGCCAUGCGGCUCUUGGCAUGCGUGUGCCUUGUGCUUAGCUUUCUGGAAGAAGUGAGCUGCACCUGUCCCUCUCAGUGCACCUGUGGUUAUCACGGCAGAAAUGACGUCUCAGGAUCGAGGUCGGUGCUGUGUAAUGACCUGGACAUGAACGAGGUCCCUGUGAACUUCCCCGUGGACACCACAAGGCUUUCCAUAGAGAAGACUGUCAUCCGCAGGAUCCCGCCUGAGGCCUUCUACUACCUGGUGGAGCUGCAGUACCUCUGGCUGACUUACAACUCUGUGGCCAGCAUAGACCUCAGCAGCUUUUAUAACCUGAGGCUGCUACACGAGCUGCGCUUGGAUGGGAAUUCUCUGACCAUCUUCCCUUGGGUGUCCCUGCUGGAUAUGCCACGUCUGAGGACCCUGGAUUUGCACAAUAACCGAAUAGCCAGUGUGCCAAAUGAGGCUGUCAGAUAUCUGAAGAACCUCACCUACUUGGAUUUAUCAAGUAAUAGACUAGUCACACUGCCGUCAGAUUUCCUGGACAGCUGGUCCCACUUAGCUAUGACACCUUUUAAAAGCUCGGACCUUUCACCAAGAAGAAUCAUUCUUGGUUUGCAGGAUAACCCUUGGUUCUGCGACUGUCACAUAUCCAAAGUGAUCAAGCUGUCGAAGGUUGCUGACCCUGUGGUGGUGCUUCUGGACCCGCUGUUGGUCUGUAGUGAACCCCAGCGCCUUGCAGGGAUUUUGUUUCAGAGGGCUGUGUUGGAACGGUGUCUGAAGCCAUUGGUGAUGACCUCAGCUACCCAAAUCACAUCUGCUCUGGGCAGUAAUGUCCUGCUGCGCUGUGAUGCCACUGGCUACCCUACCCCACAGCUCAUGUGGACCAGAUCUGACAGCUCGUCAGUUAAUUAUACAGUGAUUCAGGAGUCUCCAAGAGAAGGAGUGAGAUGGUCCAUCAUAAGCUUGACAGGGAUUUCCUACAAGGAUGCUGGGGAUUUCAAGUGUCAAGCCAAAAAUCUGGCUGGGGUGUCAGAGGCUGUGGUAACUGUGACAGUGGCUGGUGUUGCUACAACCACUAUGACAUCAGAUACAUCAGAGAGAAGCACUGGAGAGCACCCUGAGCAGGGGCCCCACCCAGGAUCUGGAAGACCCACACCUCUACUUACUUCAUCGUCACCUCCCCGAGUCUCGUCCUCCUCCUCCCUUCUCGUGUCCUCUACCUCUGUUUCUGCUCCUACGUUGCCUCUGCCUUCCACCGCUUCCUUUUCUUUGUCGCCUUUCUUCUCGGUUUCAUCUCCAACCUCAAUUCUAAGAACUGGCACGUCAGCAAGCACCAUCAGGACUAGCCACCGGUCAGUCCAGCUCCACCAAGGUGGGAAAACCAGUGCAAAGGUGGUGAUGAAUGGAAGUAAGUUUCCUCCAGUCAGUGCAAGUAAGAAAGAGGAGUUGGUAUUGCUGGGUCAAGCAGCACCUAUGAAAAUGAACUUCACAACAGAAGACCUCAGAGUGGCUGGUGAAACUGAAGGGAGUGUGACUCUGACAUGGAACACCAUCAACGCCACUCGUGAGUCUGUGGUGACCGUGUUGUAUGCCAAGUAUGGUGAGGAGGACCUGCUGCUGUUGAAUGUAGACUCCAGGAAGAACCAAGUAACCAUAGAUGGUCUGGAGACUGGCAGGCAGUAUGUGGCAUGUGUCUGUCCAAAAGGAAUGGCUCCCCAGAAGGACCAGUGUAUCACCUUUUCUACCAACAGAACAGAAGAACGCAGCUCACAGUGGUCUUUCCUUGUCGUGGUGACCAGCUCUGCCUGUGUUGUUGUCUUGCCAUUAAUUUGCUUUUUAUUGUAUAAAGUCUGCAAACUGCAAUGUAUGUCAGAAUCAUUCUGGGAAGAUGAUUUGGCAAAAGAGACAUAUAUCCGAUUUGAGACCCUGUCACCAAGGUCACAGAGUAUAGGAGAGCUCUGGAUGCGAAGGCACAAUGAUGACUCAGAAAAACAGCUGCUGUGUUCCCGGUCAAGUGUAGAAUCUAAGAUGAAUUUUAAAACUGAAGGUUAUAGACUGGAGUAUUAUUGCUGAGGUUUUAUAGUUCUGGUGCAUGUGAGAUGCAUUUUUGUCCAUUAAUGGGAGAAUUACAUGUUCUCCACAGACACAGGGAUUAGAACCACUAGUAAAGUCACAAAAUCACCGAAAGGCAUGACUGCAGCCCCCUCUGUCCCUCUAGGUACUGCAUCAGUGAGGCAGUGUGGCCCCUUAAGGGGUGUGCCAACCCCUGUGACACGUGCUGGGGAUAGGUGGUAGCAGCCCAUGAGCAAGAUGAUCAAGUCUCUGUGCCAGGCAGAUUGACUGCUCUGAGUUUGCUCAGUUGCCACUGGCCAGGUCAUAGGUAUUGGCAGUCAUCCAUUGGAUAAGGAUACCAAGAAACCCACAGACUCUUGAUCUAGGCAGCAAUUCAAGCCCGUUCAAAGACCUGAUGCAGAAGACUAGGAGAGAGAAGCAGCGCUUGGCUGUGCUGUGCAUUCCAAAUUCUAAUCCAUGGGUCAAAAGACAAAGCAGUUGGUAGCUAUCACUGAAGAGGGCAACAUGAAUUCAUUGCUUAAGGAUGCUAUGAAGCUUAUCCAGGGCCCUUGGCACAGAGAGGUGCCUGUGCACUGCUACUGUGGCUGUUCUUUGCCUGAUAAAUAGAAACCCAGCAUGAGCCUCCAUAAGUCAAGGGCUGAAAGUGUCUGCAAACAUCCGAGGAAGGAAGACAGCACCCGGGGCACUGGGGCAAGUGCUGUGAGUUUUCACAGCUGCCGUCCGCACAAGACAGAGCAUCAUGCAGAGAUCCCCCAAACAAGCUAGGGCUUAUAUAACACUCUUCUAGCCCUGACUCUAUUGCACAAAGAUCUGCUUCAUGCAGGAGAACUUCCAUGCCUUUGCCUCACAGACACAUCCCAUCAGUGUGAUGAUGGCCCUCAACUGGUUCAUGUCCUUGGAAGUUAACACUGACUUUUCCACCUACUGGAAGACAUGUCCAUUACUAGCAUUGCUGUAAUAUGCUGGGGAUGAUUGUAUAGACUACUUUACCAAUCUUGACUACAUCGCUACCUGGCAAACCCUUUCCUGGUGUAUUUCCGGGCAAGCUUCUUAGGUCACCUCUGCCACCAUUCACCAUACCUUCUGGAAAGACCUAGAGCCUCCGCCGUGCUUGUCAGCCACCUAAGGUGGAAAGGAUUUGAAGUUUUGUCUUGUUUGGACCACCUUUAAGAUCAGGCUCCUGUGCUUAUGACACCAUCUCUAGUGUAUGUUUGUGUCUUCACACAUUUUGCCUAGCUCUGAGUCCUCCAUAUUGUCCUCUCGUGUUCUGGCUGACCUUUACUCUGCCACGAAGCACCUCCAAGCCUGCUUCCAAGUCCACUGAAGUCUCCUCACAUCCCCACGUGAGAGCACUUUUCCAAGUGUACCCAGCGUGCCCUAUGCCUUUCACUGUUCCACGUGAGCUGAUGUGGUACGUCCAGUUAAGGUUGGCCAGACCCACUCACCAAUUCCUCAGCACCAAGGUUACAGACAAUGUCUACUACGAGGUCAUUUUGACCACCCACUGAGCGGCCGACCUUCAGGUUUGCCAAGUAUGCUUUCACUGACUUUUAUCCAUGUGCCACUGUCUACAAUCAAGUCUGGCCACUCCCUGUCAACUUCUCUGCUCACAUCGUUGUCCCAGAUCCACAUCUGGGCCCACUCUCAUCGUCCCUCUUGAUUGCUCUGCUGGGCACUGUUAGUCCUCCAAUGCAGUUCAAUUCUUGCAAGGUUUCUCCAGGAAUGCCAAUGAUGCCUAUCUUCUCAUUGCUGUGUCCUACAGGGCACCUGGCCUGGAUGGGGGGCCCUUCUCUCCUGAAGGCACCUGGCCUGGAUGGUGGGCCCUUCUCAUCUGAGGGCACCUGACCUGGAUGGUGGGACCGUCUCACGUGAGGGCACCUGGCCUGGAUGGGGGGCCCUUCUCACCUGAGGGCACCUGGGCUGGAUGUGCCCUUCUCUCCUGACUGCUCCUGGAGAAGCAUGGUGUUCUGUUCUAGUGACUCCUGUCUACAGGCUCACCCAUCUUUUCUCGGGUUCCCUCAGGUGUCCCUUGGCAUGGCUGGACUUCUCACCAGUGUUCUGAGCCAUCUGUACACAGGGAAGAGAGCUGUGAUAGUAGUCCUUAUACAAAUCUUCAUAUUCUUUUUAGAGUGGAGAUUUUGAAGUAUAGACUGGGUGUGUCAUGAGCCCUGAAAGAUUCUGAGAAGCAAGUUCUAACAAAACAUAUUUUGCGUAAGACACAUGUUGACUUCUAAUAUCCUAGAAACAAUAUAAAUAGCCAGAGGGUAAGUUAUUAAUCCUAAAUAUCCCUUAAUAAAAAAGAGAAGCUAAGUUUAGUUUAGGCAUCUGCACACAGAAGACUAGAGUGGAUGGACAGUUUGCUCAGACUCUGAAAUUCCCCCUCCUUCUGUAGUUCUCUCCUUUUCUUCCCUUCCCUUCCCCUUCUCCUCCCCUGCAUGUCUUUGGUGCUUUCAUCACGGAGAGCAUUAUUUCAGGAUCUAACAGCUUAGUAUUUGUUGCUAAGAUUUUUUUAAAAGAUUUAUUUUUAAUUGUGUGUGUGUAUAUAUAUGUGUGUGUGCGCACACGUGAAAACAGUGCUAGUGGAGGCCAGAGGCAUGGGUCCUCUGGAGCUGGAAUUACUGGCGGUUGUGAGCUCCCAGACAUGAGUACUAGGAACCCAACUCAGGUCCUCUGGAAGAGCAGCAAGCAUUCUUAGCUCCUGAGGCAUCUCUUCAGCACCCAUUCUUAGGUCUUUAAAAAUUAAUUUUUACAGAUAAUUUUGUUUAGCUUCAAUUUAUGUUAGAUCAACUUAUUUUAAAUUAAAAGUCAAAAUUUUCAUUUCUGUACUGUGCUGUUGAUAUCAUGCAAUUUUGUUGUUACAUAUUUAAAAGGUUUAGAUAAAUAUUAGCUUAAAGGUACUACUACCAUAGUGGAAAUUCUAUAACUGUGAGAGGGUGUUACAGACUUCUGAGACAAGUGGUGAAUAUGGAGAGGUGCCCAAAUUACACAGAGGCAAUUUGUCAAGACAAGAGACCUGGACCAUCAGAAUAGAUAAUUACUGACUUCCUUUAAAAAUCAAAAUCAAGUCUGAACCUAUUUUGACCCAUGGGGAAAGGCUCUUUGGGGAUUUGGAGGACAGGACCCUCAAUGAAAAUACCUUCGUUAUUGCUUAGUGUGGGACUGGCACGCGAGGUGCGAUGCUGAAAGUACUGAGUUGUGGGCUCUCUGCUUUGUGAAGACACUUCUUAAGGGGUUCCCCUGUCAUCCCAGUGAUGCUGCUCCCUGGUGCUUGUGAGUAUGUUUCCCAAGUGGGAAAGGAAGGCUGGAAUUGGAGUGCUUAGCACAGAAUGCGUUGAGUAAGAGCUUGUUUAUCAUUGUUACUGAAAACAUUGUAGAGAGAAGUCUAACUGAUAUAUAGAUGACAUUUGUGGCCAUUAAAAAUGAUUAUAACGAGGGCCAGUGAGAUGUCUCAGCAGGCAAAGCGUGCAAGCCGAACUUGAUCCCUGUUCUCUCCUGGUGAUGGAGUGUUAGUCAUGAUAGCCAAAGUACAGAAUCAGUUUAAGUAUAUGCCAGUAGAUGAA